Molecule: messenger RNA, 2250 nt
Organism: Tripterygium wilfordii
Lineage: Eukaryota; Viridiplantae; Streptophyta; Magnoliopsida; Celastrales; Celastraceae
Product: receptor-like protein Cf-9 homolog
Exons: 13
Coding region: 1-2250 (749 amino acids)
Molecular function (GO): protein binding
Source: RefSeq, a predicted model, not a curated record
AUGGAUCUCGGUGGAGUUUUGCCAGGUACUAGAGAACUAUGCGGCGGCCCUAGUGUGGCUUGUUGUGAUGGCUCGGUACUAGAGAACUGUGUGACGACUCUAGUGGGGCUUUAUGUGAUUGCUAGUUAUGUAUUGAAUACAUACGAGUACGUAUUGUUAGGGAUGAAUGAUGAUUUUGGAUUGUUUUGGCCUGAGGCCUUGGUGGCAGCAUGUGGAUGCACACAAGUGUUGCCAAUAAGUCAUGUUUCGGGGACGGGGCGUGACAAGUUGGUAUCGAAGCCAGGUUGGCUCUGUUUGGGGCUCCGUAAAGCUUGUGGAUUUUGGCUUGGCUAUGCCGAUCGGAGACCAGGCGACGGAGCAGCUUUGGCAGAGCCACCUUGGGAGGUGAGGCGCACCGCAGCGCUACGAGUUGAGACAGAGCGAAGAGUGGAUCUGGCGGUAGUGAAGGUGACCAUUACGACAACAAAUACAUCUCCUCCACUUGUUCCGAUAAUUGCAUCAUUCAUCUCUAAAACUUCAUUUACUAUACCAAAUUCCAACAGGUCGCUGCAGCUGUGCUCCCAUUAUGACAGACUUGCCUUGAUCGAAUUCAAUAACACCUUUUCAUUAUACAAUCUUGUUCAUGACGAUUGUACGACUUCUUAUCCAAAGACAAAGUCAUGGAGGAAAGGAAAGAAUUGUUGUUCUUGGGAUGCCUCUUCCGACUUUCACACCUCCAAAAACUCAAUCUUGCUUAGAACUCUUUAUAUCCUUCUGAGUUUCCUUCCAAAUUUGUUACCAAAGAAGGUUCUCCUCCUACCAAACCUCCAGUUAUUGUAUUUAAGAGACUUGAGUAUUGAUUUGCCAAUGUCUAAUUGGAGCACACCUCUGAGGCACCUACAACUUUCUUUAUUAGAUUCCACGAGAGAGCUUUCAUUUCCUGAAUCAAUAUGCAAUCUGACAUCCUUGCAGAUACCAUCUUCAAUUUCAAACCUCACAGAACUUGAAUUCUUAUCUCUUCCUGAAAAUCAACUGUAUAACCAGUUCACUGGAGGAAUCAAAGACUUUCAAUCCAAAUCAUUGAGGAAAAUCAUUGUGAGUAAUAAUAAACUACAAGGUCCUAUUCCAAGCUCAAUCUUUGAUCUCACUACAUCAUUAGAGAUAAUUGAUAUGAGUAAUAAUAAGCUGCAAGGUCCUAUUCCCAGUUCUGUCUUUUGUCAAAUUAACCUUACCAGACUUUUUAUGUCAUCAAAUAACUUGACUAGUGUGGUUGGGGUAGACGAGUUCUUGAAGCUCAAAAAUUCUAAAAAGCUUGACCUCUCAUCUAAUAGUCUCUCACUGUUGAACACCAAAGCAAACCACAAAAACACUGUGUUGCACAAUCUACAAGAGAUACCAGUUCCACCAUUUAAAUUGGAAUUCUUCCUAAUCUCUGCCAAUAAUUUGACUGGAAAGAUUCCUACUUCAUUUUGCAAUAUGUAUAAGAUCAAGCUCCUUGAUAUUUCGAAAAAUGCUUUGUCCGGUAUUAUUCCCGAGUGCAUUGAAAGCUUAACCAACAGUCUUGAACUUCUACAUCUACAAAAUAAUUCAUUUCAUGGAAAAAUUCCAAGCAUGGCGAGAUUCUGUCACUUGGGGAGUCUCAACAUCAAUGACAAUCAAUUCGAAGGGCCUUUACCAAGAUCUCUUGCAACUUGCAAAGAUUUGGAAAUUUUGAAUCUUGGGAACAACAUGAUAAACGAGACAUUCCCUCACUGGUUGCAAACUCUCCCAAAAUUGCAACUUCUUGUUUUAAAAUCCAAUCAAUUUCGUGGUCCAAUUCUUGAUUAUAAGGCCAUUGAUUUGUCUAAUAACAAAUUUGAAGGAGAAGUUUCGGAAGUCAUUGGGAAUCUUUCUUUCCUCAAAGGCCUCAACUUUUCACACAACCUCCUCAGUGGCCACAUUCCAUCGUCAAUGGGAAAUUUGAUAGAGCUUGAAUGGUUAGACUUUUCCUGCAACAUGCUCGGCAAGCAGUUCAACACCUUUGAUAGUAAUUCCUACAAAGGGAACUCAGGGUUGUGUAGAUUUCCAUUAUCAAAAACUUAUGGCGAUGAUGGUGCUUCACCACAAUCACAACCAUUGCCUGGUGAAGAGGAUGAUUCUGGAAGUGGAUUUGAUUGGAAGAUCAUAAUGAUGGGUUACAGUUGUGGAUUGGUUUUGGGAUUGUAUAUGGGAUAUAUCGUGUUCAUAACAGGAAAACCACAAUGGUUAGUGAGGCUUGUUGAAGGAAGCUGA